UUAUUGUUUUUUUUUGCCACGAUGGACUCAUCUGACAUGGACGCCAUUGGCACACGCCCCGUCCUGGCACCCACGCAUAAAAAGCCCACGUUGGCACACACACUGAAGGCGGCCGAGCGCAACUAUGGGCGUCUUUAUUUCGCGACUUUUUGCCACGUUCACUGCCAAAACUCCUGCCAGGAUUCUGAUGGUGGGUCUGGACGCUGCCGGUAAAACAACUUUGCUGUACCGGAUGAAGCUGGCUGAGGUGGUCACCACCAUCCCCACCGUGGGAUUUAACGUGGAAACGGUUGAAUAUAAAAACAUCUCCUUCACUGUUUGGGACGUCGGCGGGCAAACUGUCAUCAGAUCGCUGUGGAGACACUAUUACACGAACACCAACGGCAUCAUCUUCGUGGUGGACAGCAACGACCCUCACAGGCUCAAGGAGGCCGCGGAAGAGCUGCACGGGAUGCUGGAAGACGAGCAGCUGAGGACGGCGGCGUUGCUGGUGUUUGCCAACAAGCAGGACCUCCCUCGGGCCGCCACGGUCGGCGAGGUCGCCGAGGGGCUGCGCCUGGCGGGGGUCGCGCAGCCGUAUUAUGUUCAGGCGUCCUGCGCGGUGAGCGGGUCGGGUCUGAUCGAGGGUCUGGAUUGGCUCUCCAAGCAGAUCCAGAAGCAGUUUUAGCCGACACGUUGUGGACUUCUUCCUGCCUGGUCCUCACCUCGGCAAAUGGUUUCUCGUUCAAGGAUCAAUCAAAUCUAGCUGUUUUAUUACGUUUGUGACAAAUGUUUGUUGGACAUUAUACUAUUGUACAUAUUUGUUCACAAUAAAGUGGCUACGGGUGGACUGA
Messenger RNA from Phycodurus eques (leafy seadragon), 833 nucleotides. RefSeq lists its product as uncharacterized. The record is from RefSeq and is a predicted model, not a curated record. Lineage: Eukaryota; Metazoa; Chordata; Actinopteri; Syngnathiformes; Syngnathidae. Bases 125 to 667 code for a protein of 180 amino acids. Gene Ontology annotation, biological process: intracellular protein transport; vesicle-mediated transport. Gene Ontology annotation, cellular component: plasma membrane; cytoplasm. Gene Ontology annotation, molecular function: GTP binding; GTPase activity. The transcript is spliced from 6 exons.